AUGGGCAGGAAAACAAGGUCACAACCAGAAAGCCCUCCCGCCGAGGAACCUGACACGAACGGCAUUUUGACUUCGCGCGGCUACAAGGUCAUUCGGUAUGAUCGCGAGGACUACCGAAUCUUCCUAGACCCAGAUACCCUGAACCUCAGCGCCACGGACCCAGGACCUUACAACAUCAUUAGUCCAGCGACAUGGAGAUACGUCGGUUGCCCCAUCAGUUUGCCCGGCCUUGGGGGAACUCCCGGGGCAUUCAUCUCAUUCACACAAGGACUGUCACCCAGUGAAGAGACGAUCAUAGACGGCGCCAUGCCGCUGCACGCCUGGGCGAGCAUCCACGUGGAAGGAAACCUGAUGAAGUCGUUAAGCCAGAUCCUACAGUGCGUGCACGAGAAGUGGGUGAAAGAGAAAUCCGACUACGACAGCUACGUCCUGACAAUCCACGCGCACAACACCUUCUUCGACCUCGCGAACCCCGACAUGCAAUUCCCUCCGCUGCAGCCGCUGAUCUGGCGCACGUACAAAGACCCUCCGCCCACGGCGCCGGGCCCGGUGCUGCUGCACGCGAUUGCGCGCCCGCUGGGCGAAGGCACGUGGUUCCAAGUCGACCGGGCGAAAGCGCAGGGCAGGCUGGACGAGCUGGAGGAGGGGCAGGGCGAGCUGCCGUCCCCGCUAUGGGAGAAAGACCCGCUCGACUUCGUCCACUAUAGCCCCACUAUCGACGGGCUCAGUGAGCCUCCGCCGCAUCCUGACCACUUGCAGCAGCUUAUGGAUGCGAGCAGAGCGCAGCUGAAGCCGGGAGAGCUUGCAGUCUUCUACGGCACUGACGCGGAGUUCCCUGCCGUCUUCGCCACGCCCGAGUGGCCCGGCGUCGGACUCACUAUCUCGCUGACGCUGGGCUCAAGAGCUCAGAUCCAUGAACACUUGGAGGUGGGCGAGUUCUUUGAUAAUGGCGAUGGGACGGUCAUGAUCGGUGGUGAUCUGGACAAGGACAAGUACGUUCGUGCGCCUAUGGGCUCCUGGCCGAAACCGGCGACUACUGGGGCGAUUUAUCAGCUUUGA
Aplosporella prunicola CBS 121167 is the source of this 1059-nucleotide messenger RNA. RefSeq lists its product as uncharacterized. The record is from RefSeq and is a predicted model, not a curated record. NCBI's taxonomy places the organism in Eukaryota, Fungi, Ascomycota, Dothideomycetes, Botryosphaeriales, Aplosporellaceae. Bases 1 to 1059 code for a protein of 352 amino acids. The transcript has a single exon.